Molecule: messenger RNA, 1569 nt
Organism: Drosophila novamexicana
Lineage: Eukaryota; Metazoa; Arthropoda; Insecta; Diptera; Drosophilidae
Gene: aos
Product: protein giant-lens
Exons: 4
Coding region: 1-1440 (479 amino acids)
Source: RefSeq, a predicted model, not a curated record
AUGGCCAGCAUACGUGCGCAUUCGCUGCUGCUGUUGCUGCGGCUUAUGUUGCUGCCGUUGCCGUUGCUGUUGCUGCUGCUGAUGUUGACAGGCGGCGCACAGAGCACGCGCCUGCCGCUGGAGGUGUACGAGCUGACGCCAACGGCCAGCGCUGACAGCGAUGCCAAGCACAAGAGCUUGGAAUAUGCCAUCUACGAUCCCAAAGAGCUAACAGGUGCGCCCAAGGCAGCAGCAGCAGCAGCAACAACAACCACCAGCAGCACGGCGAGGCCAAGCAGCGAAAAGCCGCUAACUAUUGCCGUGGUCAGCAUCUCAGCGGAGCAGCAGCAGCAGCAACAGUCGGAGCUGGAGCCUACCAUACAGGCGGGACGACGUGCGCGCCAAAUGCUGCAGCAGCAACAUCGACUGAGCAGCAGCAGCAGCAGCAACAAGCAUGCGCACAGCGUCAAGGAUAUGCGCAUACUCUACCAAGUUGGGGACUCCGAGGCUGAUUUGCCCGUGUGUGCACCGAAUGCGGUCUGCUCCAAGAUCGACCUGUACGAGACACCCUGGAUAGAGCGCCAGUGUCGCUGUCCCGAAUCGAAUCGCAUGCCCAACAAUGUCAUAGUGCAUCAUCAUGAGCACCCGCAUGGCACGUUGGCUGAGCGCCAGAAGUAUCGCAGCUACUACGAGAAGGAGAAACUGUUGCAGCACAAGCGCCUGCUGCUGGACAAGAAGUACGAGAGUCUGCAUCUGAAGAAGCUCAUGCAGAAACUGGGCGCUGUCUACGAAGAUGAACUACAACUGCCAUCUGCUGGCGACUAUGUGGAACGUUCGCCGGACUACAACGAGGCGCUGCCGCCGGCCUACGAGGAGCUGGCGGACAACGAGCUGCCCCAGGCGCCAGCACGCGGCGCGACGCACAUGCGCCACUCCGGUCAUCGCGGUCUGAAGGAAGCAGCCAGCUUUAUAGGCGGCUGCCCGAGCAACCUGGGCGUAGAGGAUGGCCACACCAUAGCCGACAAGACCAGGCACUACAAGCUGUGCCAGCCGGUGCACAAGCUGCCCGUUUGCAAGCAUUUCCGUGACUACACCUGGACACUGACCACCGCCGCGGAGCUGAAUGUCACCGAGCAGAUCGUGCACUGUCGCUGUCCCAAGAACUCGGUCACCUAUCUAGCCAAACGUGAGCCAGUGCCCAACAGCAGCACAGCCUAUCGCUAUCUCUUCGCCUGCUCCCCGCUGACGCGCCUACGCUGCCAGCGCAAGCAGCCGUGCAAGCUGUUUACGGUGCGUAAACGUCAGGAGUUUCUCGACGAGGUCAACAUCAAUUCGCUAUGCCAGUGCCCCAAGGGUCAUCGCUGUCCCAGCCAUCACACACAGUCGGGCGUUAUAGCCGGCGAGAGUUUUCUGGAGGACAAUAUACAAACAUAUUCCGGCUAUUGCAUGGCCAACGAUUGAUAUGGAUAUAUAUAUAUAUGGGUUUAUAGGUUUAUCUAGCACUCGACUGAGCCAAUUGAGUCUCGCCAAGUUAACAAUUAAAACUGAAAACUAUAACUACAAACUACAACUAAUUUAUGUGCAUGUGUG